Molecule: messenger RNA, 4161 nt
Organism: Nasonia vitripennis (jewel wasp)
Lineage: Eukaryota; Metazoa; Arthropoda; Insecta; Hymenoptera; Pteromalidae
Gene: Psq
Product: protein bric-a-brac 2
Exons: 10
Coding region: 613-2586 (657 amino acids)
Biological process (GO): regulation of transcription by RNA polymerase II
Cellular component (GO): nucleus
Molecular function (GO): DNA binding; protein binding
Source: RefSeq, a predicted model, not a curated record
CCACAACAAAAUCGCUUAAUCGCUUCGCGCCACCGUCCGCGCCAGCACGUCGUCGAGCGCAGUCGCUGCUGCUGCACGCGCGUUUCUUUCGAAAGAAAAAAAUACUCGUCGGUAUAUACUUACGUUCUAAACCGGUGACUGUACAUUAAUUCGUUCACGUUAUUGUGUGUAGUACCGUAUACAGUGCAGUGUAGUUUCCGAUGACGUAGUGACGGACAUUGCUUGUUUAUUCCUGUGUGAAAACUCGAGUGAGUGUUUUGUAUUGCAAUUGCAGUGAGAUUAUUGUGCUUUUCACUGCUGAGAGAUAGAGAUCGAGGAGGAGAGAGAGAGAGAGGAGACGUUUGCGAUCGCUCGUACGCGCACUGGACUCAAGAUAGACACGUCGCCGUACAUCCUUGCGAAACUUUGAUAUCCAGCAGCAGCUCUCCCAGACGUUUACCCCGACUUUCUAUGGAACAUCGGCAGAAGCUUCAGCAGCAUCAGCCGGCACGGCGCUAAAGAGGCGCCUCGCGCGCGGAGGCGGAAUUUCGCGGUGUUCUUAAUAAAUAAGCUGAUAAAACGGGACUCCUCGAGGAUAACGAGACUGCGCCGAGUCCCGAGACCGCGCACAACAUGGUGAGCGGAGGGAUGGCCGGGCAGCACUACUGCCUGCGCUGGAACAACUACCAGUCGAACAUGACGUCGGUGUUCCAUCAGCUCCUGCAGACCGAGGCCUUCGUCGACGUCACGCUGGCCUGCAACGAGGCCUCGCUCAAGGCGCACAAGGUGGUGCUGUCCGCGUGCAGCUCGUAUUUUCAGAAGCUCCUGCUGUCGAACCCCUGCAAGCAUCCGACCAUCAUCAUGCCCCAGGACGUCUGCUUCAACGACCUCAAAUUCAUUAUCGAGUUCGUCUACAGGGGUGAAAUCGACGUCUCUCAGGCAGAGCUUCAGUCUCUGCUGAAGACGGCCGACCAGCUGAAGAUCAAGGGUCUCUGCGAGGUGCCGGAGAGCAGGGAAGGCCCCUCGGUGAGCUUGAGCUCGCCUCCACGUGACUCCAGUACGCCCCGGCUGAACUUCGCCAAGCUCAAGAGGCAUCACCCGCGCUACAAGAGGCCGCGAACCAACUACGAGUCGGGCUCCAACGCUGCCCAGUCCAGAGCCAACACGGAGUCCUCGAAACACCACCGUCACCUGCAUCGCCACCACGACAGCACCAAGUACAAGGACGAGGACUUUGUCGAUAGCUACGUGCGCGACUCCAAUAAAGAGAAUCGGCGAGACUGGCCAGCUGAAGAUGACGAUUGCAUGGAGACGACAGCGACGAGCACAACAGCAGUAGUCCUGGACUCGUGCCAGCGAAGCAGUGGCAGCGCAGGAGGAGCUGGGGGAGACAACAAUAACAGCAGCGCCAGCGCUAACAACAACGCCGCCGCCGGAACCGCAGCCACCAACAACAACGGUGACAUGUUCUGUCACACAGGUCUCGGUCACUACGGCCACCAUCCAGACCCAGGCGAAGUAGACCUACCACCGGAGACACAGCCGACCCCACCAAGCGCGACGCUCGUUGGCACCACCAUCACUCACCUCAGGGAUCCGGAUCAUCACACCGCAGACAUCCAGAGCUGCGACAGUGUGAAGAUAAAGUUCGAGACGCUGCACACGAUGGAUUCGUCGGACACGAUCGACAUCGACAGCCACAUGUCCGACAGGGCGAGCGUCAGUUCGAAAAAUGCCGACGACAACAUGAUGAUGAUCACGCCAGAGCUGCUGGGACUCAUGCCCUCGGGCAGUUCGGUGCACUCGGACUCCGGUGAGAACAACUCGCGCACUCACUCGGGACAAUCGGGCUCGCAUCACCACGGCUCAAAGUCCUGGACGCAGGAGGACAUGGACGCGGCUCUCGAGGCGCUCAGGAACCACGACAUGAGCCUCACCAAAGCUUCCGCGACGUUCGGUAUACCUUCCACAACGCUAUGGCAGCGUGCCCAUCGACUCGGCAUCGAAACGCCGAAGAAAGACGGGCCCACCAAGUCCUGGAGCGACGAGAGUCUGAACAACGCUCUGGACGCGCUACGCACCGGCACGAUCUCCGCCAACAAGGCUUCCAAAGCUUUCGGAAUACCCUCGAGCACGCUCUACAAGAUCGCGAGGCGAGAGGGCAUCAGACUGGCUGCACCGUUUAACGCGAGCCCUACGACCUGGUCGCCAGCCGAUCUCGAUCGAGCUCUCGAGGCUAUUCGCUCCGGACAGACGAGUGUACAGAGGGCUGCCACGGAGUACGGCAUUCCUAGUGGUACGCUCUACGGCAGAUGCAAGAGGGAGGGCAUCGAGCUCAGCAGGAGCAACCCCACGCCCUGGAGCGAGGACGCAAUGACCGAGGCUCUCGAGUCCGUCAGGCUGGGCCACAUGAGCAUAAAUCAAGCGGCGAUCCACUACAAUCUUCCCUACUCGUCGCUGUACGGCCGCUUCAAGCGAGGAAAGUACGAGGAGCCGGUGGUGAACGAGAUGUCGCAGGACGGCUCCUCCCAACACUUCGUCCAUCAGAGCCCGACCCAGAACCACUCGUCCUCGCUUCCCGACCAAAUGCCGUACCAGGGCAGCUGAAACUUGCCUCUUUACUAGAUCGUCGCUUCGAGCCGGUGAUGGUCUAGUAAAAGAACAUCAUGCAAACGAACAACAAACGGAAACCGUCUCUCAUCUCUGGGUGGAACAAAGAGCAGAAGAAGCAGAAGACGUUGGAGCUGUGACUCGGUCAUUAUUAAUGUCGGAAUAGAGAGACGUGCGUUAUUAUCAAGGGCUACGAAACAGACUGAGCGAUCGUAAACGAGGCUAACUCGGCGAUCCCGCGCAGUAUUAUUAUAUACGAGACCGGAUGAAAAGAUGGUGAAAAUGUGCGUCGAUGUGUGAACGAAAAGAUGAUGUGUACAUUAUUUUUCGCGUCGACGAUAAGGAUCGUUUUUAUUUUCUCCUACUCAGUUUUUUCUUUUUAUUUGUAAUGGUUAUAUACUUUUAAAAGUUUCUUCCUUUGCGUUUCUUCAACUUCCAUGAAACGUAGUUCUUUAGCUUUUUAAAUUAUAAGAGUUAUUUAUACAAAGGGAGACAGAAACGAGCAAGUAGGCUGAAGUCGAGAGGCAUCAGGUGAAUGAAAGAAGUUUAGGACGAUGUAAGGCGGACAAUGUACAGACGGGCGAGAUACCCGUGAGAUUCGUAUUUUACAUAUAUAACUGCGCUGCCUAAGGAUUCCGAGGAUCCUUUUCCGUAAACGGAUAAUAAAAGAAGAAAAAAGCGAUCGGAAAAUUGGAAUUGCGAAGACAAACUAGUGUAACAAUGAAAAUAAACAAACUUCCACGUUUUCGUUAGCGUUCGUAGGCAUAAAGAUUUUUCAUCCGUUGUUUUUGUUUUUGCAAAAAACGAGACACGUGCAUUUUAAGCUUUAGUUACUAUCAUUAUCAUUUUAUUGUUUGCUACAAGCAGUAGGUAGUGAUACCUAUUUUUCGCGAUUGGUUCUAUAAGUGCUUAUGAAGUGGGAGGGGAGGCAAUUAUGUUUUUUUAGUUAUAUCGUAAGAUUUUAAAUUAUAAAAACUAGCGAAGCAAGAGAGAAUAAUGAAAGAACCAAAUAAAUCAUUUAAACGAUUUUGUUUCAUAUUUUCGUUUUCUAUGUUAAACAAAAAAAUGUAUUUACAUAAGUAUAAUCAAAGUGGAACAGUGCAAAAUACGUACUUUUAGAUAAUCUUGAUUUUAUAGUCGAAAAUCGUAAGAAAAAAGCGACAAAGAAACGAUUUUCGGAGGGACAAAAAGAUGAUUUUAUCGAAGAACAAAAGUUGAAAGAAAAAAUAAGACUAGAGCGUGAAUAAUGACGUGCAGUCUUACUUGUUCAGCGUAGAGUGGACUGAGUAGCGAAUAUGAUAAUUAUCAUGUAAUUGACUUCGUAGUAGGUAGGAAGAAGCCUGCUGAGGUUUUGAAACAAAAAUACGGCGUUUGCUGUGAAUUGGUUUUACUAAAAACUUUCUAUCUUCUGAUGCUCAGCAAACGCCUCACGCGAUAAACGUAAAGUAAAAAUCAUUUUAAAAAAUGAACACAAAAUACAUCACACGUAUUAUUAUCGCGCUCAUAGGUACUACUUCGCGUAAAAUCUACAUCAUACGGAAACUACAUCACAUGCAAAAAUAUAUGAAAAAA